Messenger RNA from Arabis nemorensis, 675 nucleotides. NCBI's taxonomy places the organism in Eukaryota, Viridiplantae, Streptophyta, Magnoliopsida, Brassicales, Brassicaceae. The record is from the annotation of a GenBank genome assembly.
AUGGGCAGAGAAGCAGCGAUUGAUCGUUUACCGUUAGACCUUUUGGCUUACAUAUUUUCGUUGGUUACUUCUUUCACCGAAUUGGCACAGGCAAGUGGGGUUUGUAAGAAAUGGAGAAAAGCUGUAAAUCAAUCCAUGGCGAGAAGAGAAUCUCUGAGUUUUGCUGGUUGGAAAAUGGACGAUGAUUCCACUUCUCGUCUUGUACAUCUUGCUUACAAUCUCAAAGAACUCGACAUAUCUCGAAGUAGAUGGGGUUGUCAUGUAACUGAUAAUGGUCUUUACCAAAUAGCUUCUGCAAGAUGUGUAGCUAAUUUGACUUCAAUCUCCUUAUGGGGCAUGACUGCCAUUACUGACUCUGGUGUAUCAAGAACUUCUUCAUUGCAACACCUCAACAUAGGAGGAACAUUCAUCACCGAUGAGUCUCUUUUCGCUAUCGCAGAACGUUGCCAUCAGCUUAAGACAAUCGGUAUGUGGUGUUGCCGUCAUGUGACAGAGAGAGGCCUUGUUGUGCUUGUAAACAAAUGCAGGAAACUCGAAUCGAUUAACUUAUGGGGAACUAGGGUUCCUGUGGAUUGCUUCAUUGCUUUACUUUCAAUCAGUCCUGCACUUCAGAUCAAACCCAUUCAAUUGCUGCUCAAUGCUCAGAAUCCACCACCAUUGUUGCAUGCUGUCUAG